This is a messenger RNA of Mus musculus (house mouse), 2590 nucleotides long. RefSeq names its product CD160 antigen (gene Cd160). Bases 193 to 750 code for a protein of 185 amino acids. NCBI's taxonomy places the organism in Eukaryota, Metazoa, Chordata, Mammalia, Rodentia, Muridae. The record is from RefSeq and is marked validated. Gene Ontology annotation, molecular function: MHC class Ib receptor activity; signaling receptor binding; kinase binding. The transcript is spliced from 5 exons. Gene Ontology annotation, biological process: negative regulation of adaptive immune memory response; immune system process; positive regulation of cytokine production. Gene Ontology annotation, cellular component: extracellular region; plasma membrane.
AGUGAGACCAGGCAGGCCCCAGGCUGUGGGCUGGAUGGCCUCGUCUUUUCUCCACUCAUGAAGAGCUGGCCAUUUGUCUUCCCUGAGUCUUGACUUUGCCCUCAACCCAGGUGUGAGCUAAGCCAGUGGGAGUGUGCAGCCACAGACCAGCAAAGUCAACAUUUCCGUGAAAUUCCUGGGGCUGACAACAGCAUGCAAAGAAUCCUGAUGGCCCCUGGCCAAAGCUGCUGUGCCCUGGCCAUCCUGCUGGCAAUUGUGAACUUCCAACAUGGUGGAUGUAUUCAUGUCACCAGCUCAGCAUCCCAGAAAGGAGGGCGACUGGACCUCACCUGUACUUUGUGGCACAAGAAAGACGAAGCUGAGGGGCUAAUACUCUUCUGGUGCAAAGACAAUCCUUGGAACUGUUCCCCUGAGACCAACUUAGAACAGCUUAGGGUUAAAAGGGAUCCUGAGACAGAUGGCAUCACUGAAAAGUCAUCUCAGUUGGUGUUCACCAUAGAACAAGCUACACCAUCAGACAGUGGGACCUACCAGUGCUGUGCCAGAAGCCAGAAACCAGAAAUCUACAUUCAUGGCCACUUUCUCUCCGUUCUAGUCACAGGGAACCACACAGAGAUAAGACAGAGACAAAGGUCACACCCUGACUUCAGCCAUAUCAACGGCACUCUCAGUUCAGGCUUCCUGCAAGUAAAGGCUUGGGGGAUGUUGGUCACCAGCCUGGUGGCCCUUCAAGCUCUAUAUACCUUGUGACAGAGAGAAAAAAAGACUUCAGAGGAAGGUACAGCGAGGUAAAUCUGACAAUGCGCAGAGAAGCCGGGUCCAUAAAACGGAUAUACUCUGAACACUGGGGCCGGCCAGACGGUCAAGGGUAAAGGUGUUUGCCUGCCACAUUGCAGGUCCAACCCGUGCACCCACAUGGUGGAGGGAGAGAACUGACUCCCACAGGCUGUCCUCUGAUCUCCACUGGGUGCCGUGCCUCCACCCCAGGCAACAAAAAAAUCCCAAGAAUCUAGCAGAACAGUUGGUAUACCUCUGGAUCUCCUUCCUGACUGCCAGAGCGAGGUUGGCUUCUCCCACCUCGGUGCCAAUAAAGAAAACGUUUUGCAAAUGUUGCUGAUGUAUAGUCCUUGAAUGCCAGGUAUGUUUUAUACCACAGAAUAAUGUUUCCCCUCCACACAAUAAAAUAAGCAAGUUUUAAUUGUAUGUGUGUGCAUGAGGCAUUUGUGAGAGCACUGCACACACACGGAGGUCAGAGGAAACUCUUGGGAGUUAGCUCUCUUCUACCAUGGGGUCUGGAGAUCAAACUUAGGCGUCCUGGCUUGUGCAAGUGCUUUCAGCUGCUGAGCUGUCUCGCCAGCCCCAAAUAAGCACGUUUUUAAAAGAUAAGAGGAAAGGAGCUGAAGAGAUGGCUUAGAGGGAGCGUGCAGUCAUAACACUGGUGUUUGCAUCUCAGCACCCAUGUAACAAGCCAACAGUUCCCAUAAGCCUCAGCUUCAAAGGGCCAGAGACAGGAUUGCUGGGGCUCGCUAGCUUCCAGUGUAGUGGAGAAAAAUGUGAGACCCUACUCAAAGGAGUAGGUAGAGAACAAGAGGAAACCCAACACCCUCUUCAGGCCUCUAUGAGCACAUGCAUCUGCACUCACGCACUCACUCGCAUCCCCCGACACACACACACACACUAAAUAAAUCUUUAAAAAGGAAAAUGCCAUUCUUAAAAAGAACUGUUUAUUUAAUACUGUAAAAAAUAUAAAAUGAGCAAAUAUGGGGAAGAAAGAGAGCAAGAGAAUCAGGUGUAGUGACUGGCUUGCAAGGAAAACAAAAAUAUCUUUAGGUAAGUGAAACUUACUUUUAUUUUAUGUGUUGAGUGUAUGCCUGCACAUGUGUGCACCACAUGAAUACCUGGUGCCCAGACAAGGGCAUCAGAUCCCCUGGAACUGCAGUUACAUCAGUGUAAAGGAGACGUCACCCACAGUGUUUUUCUAAGAAUCAAAUAAGACCCUAUAUUCGGAACCAAAAGAGAUAUCUGAAUUUUGACUCCAAAGUCUCCGAAACUUUCUCCACUAUAUUACAUCCUCUAUAAUCUUUUCUACCCGUUUGUAACUUUAAGUAAAUGUUAAGCUCACAUGAACAGAGAAGUCAUUUGCCUUUUACUCUUCAGAGAAUCUUCUGGAAUUACUCAGACCACAGUCAUCUCAACACCACAUCCAAAUACAGGGAAGGUUCCAUAUAGCAUAUUGUAUUAACUGAAGUGCACACACAAAUCUACACACAAGACAUAUGAUCUCUGCUCGUUUAACAAGACAUUCACAGGCACUGAACUAAGCAGAAUAAAUAAGCAACCAUAAAGCAAAGGUCUAAAACAAUCUUGUUUCUAAUGCUCAUUUCAAGAUUCAGUUAAGCAGAAAUGGGAAAUACUGUCUUGGGUUUAAAAUGUGUUGAUACAAUCAAUUUCAAUUUUAAAUAAGCCCGUGAACUUUCGUGUAUGAAGCCCAAAAUCUAUAUGAAUAAUUCACAAUUUGUGAAGCCACUGAGCUAUUACAAAGAACCUACAAACCCAUUUCCUUCUGUUCAAAUAAAUAUUUUACAUAUGU